Messenger RNA from Betta splendens (Siamese fighting fish), 893 nucleotides. RefSeq lists its product as uncharacterized. Lineage: Eukaryota; Metazoa; Chordata; Actinopteri; Anabantiformes; Osphronemidae. The transcript has 4 exons. The record is from RefSeq and is a predicted model, not a curated record. Bases 12 to 629 code for a protein of 205 amino acids.
AUCCAUUAACUAUGCAGUGUCCCUAUCCACCACAACAUGGGACAAACAGGAAGUUCCUCUGUAAGGGAGACCACCACAGGAACUGCACAGACAUGAUGACUGACACCAGGUUCACUCUGCAGGAUAAUGUUUCUACCAGCUCUUUCUUGGUGAUGGUCUCAGAGCUGGAAGCAGGUGAUUCUGGGACGUACUGGUGUGGCUCAGACUCACAGUGGAGCUUUGGAAACUACACCAACAUCCAACUGUCAGUAGAUGUUGCUGCCUUUAAGGCUGUGGUUUUCAUUGUACCUGCUGUGCUGGUGUUUGUUCUGAUAUUUGUGAUGGUCAUGGUGUGUAAACACAAAUGUCACAAAGGAAAAGCAACUGGAGCCAACGUAGAAACAACACAACAACAACACAAGGCUGGAGAUGAAGAUGAAGUGAUCAGUGAGUCUGAUAUUUAUGAAAAUCAAGACGUGGUUGUGUCCUCAAAGCAGAGGAAGUCCAAACAGCAGAACAGCUGCUCCCGUUAUGAUGCAGGUGGAGCUGAGCAGGACUUGAUGUAUGAAAACUUCAACACAACUGAAGACAUCUACUGUAAUGACGUUUACUGUAAUGACAAUAAAAAAAUGAGCACUUUGCACGUCUAAACAUUACCUUAUGCGUUCCAGUUUGUAAUAUUUAUGUUAUUAUCUACGAUGCAACAUACAGUAUACUGUAGUCCAAUCUGUAUACAGUAUACAGUAUACAGUAUACAGUAUAGAUGGGGUUUUUUCAGUUCUUUGCAUGUAGUUAUUCGUCUUAAUGAGUUUAGAAUCAGCAUGUAGAAAUAAAUGUAGUACUAAUAUAAUAUAUAAAUACUUUUUAAAAUCUUUUUUUAAAUAUUUGUUCUUUUAAUUACCCUAUAGUUUGCC